GUAUCUUACUUUCCUCCAAUUGCUAAUACGUUGUCGCGGUUAGCCAUCAUUGUUGUGUACGACCUUCCAUACCCCUCAUUGUUAAUACUACUGUUACCUUCCUGUUGUUCUUUGCUGUUGUGUGCAUUGAGAUCUUGUUUCUGUGCGAGUGAGCAUCUAAAUAUUGGACGAUACCCUUAUUCGAGUAAAUAAGCCAGCGUUGUGAACCUCGAGCAAUGGCGGAUGCUCAGAACGACGGCGCCUGUUCAACGAAGCCAUCGGUGCUGAUAGUUGGAGCUUUGGGCUAUGUCGGCCGCUUCCUCGCUUUACACAUCCACAAUAAUCACCUCGCUUCCGAAGUCCGCCUCGUUGACAAGCAGCUUCCCGAACUCGCCUGGCUAGCCCCGGAGUUCUCUAAAGCCGUAUCGAAAGACAACUUCAUGCAGGCAGAUGCCUCUCAAGAACAGAACCUCUCCCGCAUCUUCGACCGCCCCUCAGACGCCCAAUUCGACUAUGUCUUCAACUGCGGCGGCGACACCCGCUACGCUCAAGAAGACGAAGUCUACAAAGUCCGUUCCUACAACCUCUCCCUAUCCCUCGGCCGCGAGGCCGCAAAGCGGCGUAUCAAAUGCUUCCUGGAGCUCUCCACCGGCAUGGUGUACAAACCGGACCCUGCGCCACGAAAAGAGAACGCAAAGGUCAAGCCAUACCUGAAGCUCGCCAAGUGGAAGCUUCAGGCCGAAGAAGACCUGGCGAAGGUGGAGGGGCUGAAUUUGGUGGUGAUGCGGCUGGCGCACGUGUAUGGGCCGUAUACGGCGAAGUAUCUGAGCACGGCGCUGUGCAUGGCGCGGGUGUAUCAGUAUUUGGAGAAGGAGAUGAAGUGGUUGUGGGAUAAAGACCUGCGGCAGAAUACAGUGCACGUGGAGGACGUGGCGCGGGCGUUGUGGACGGCGGCGGGGUGGUAUGCGGAGAAGGGAGAGGUGAAGCCGGCGCCGAUUUUUAAUAUCGUGGAUCAUGGUGGGACGACACAAGGGACUUUCGCCACCAUCGUUCACGAAAUCUUCGCGAUUCCGACCGGAUUCCAGGGGCAUAUCAUUUCUACGUUCGCGCGUAUGCACCUUGACAGCGUGGUCGAGGAUGUGAAUGACGAGACGUUGGAUCCGUGGGCUGAACUGGAGAUGAAGGCCAAUAUCACACAGGCGACGCCGCUAAAUCCGUACAUGGAGAAGGAGUUGCUAAAAGACACGGAUUUGAGUUUGGAUGGGAGCGCGUUCGAGAUUGCAACGGGGUUUAGUUACGACCAUCCGCAAUUGACAACAACCGAAGUGGAAGCGGUGAUUGAAAGCUACAAGAAGAUGAAUUGGUGGCCAUGACGGCCUCCGCCACAAUCCCUUCCUACGUCCCUUCUUCUCCCUUCCGGUUUGCAGCACUUUCUGGCGACACCUGACAUUGGAUGCGCAUGACGAGACGGCCCAUUGAUA
This is a messenger RNA of Eremomyces bilateralis CBS 781.70, 1460 nucleotides long. Its product is annotated as NAD(P)-binding protein. Bases 216 to 1352 code for a protein of 378 amino acids. Lineage: Eukaryota; Fungi; Ascomycota; Dothideomycetes; Eremomycetales; Eremomycetaceae. The transcript has 5 exons. The record is from RefSeq and is a predicted model, not a curated record.